This is a messenger RNA of Ylistrum balloti, 1234 nucleotides long. RefSeq lists its product as uncharacterized. The transcript is spliced from 4 exons. Lineage: Eukaryota; Metazoa; Mollusca; Bivalvia; Pectinida; Pectinidae. The record is from RefSeq and is a predicted model, not a curated record. The coding region runs from base 218 to 1087 and encodes 289 amino acids.
CGAAGGGCGAAGUACUACCGGUGUAGACUCAAUGGAAAUGUUAUUUUGAUCUCAUUGAAAGCAACAGCCAUCAGCAAACACAAACACAUUGCAGACCAUCUCUCUAGCGGAGAACCAUUCCACACAACAUACAAUCCUAUUGGGACCUUCACUUCAUUAUCAGGGUAACGUGCUCUGUUGAGUUAUACGUUUUUACGGAUACUGUUGUAUCAAGACAAUGACGAAUUACAAACUGACAUAUGCGGUACCUGGGAGAUGUGAGUUUGACAUUGCUAGCCCGGCUUCUGCUUACCGAGAUCGAACAGGUCAUUUGUCCCUAUGGGGAAUCAGUAAAUUCGAACAGGACACAGCUACUAUAUGUGGUAACCAUGGAUUUAUGCAGUCGAUACGUGAUAUGGCAAGUAAAAAUAAUAUUCGUUUUUUCCACAUCAGCGAAAAACGUAUAAUGUCUCCAACGUGUCACUCUAAAUUAUCGUGGUCCGGAGUCAAACAAGUUCACGUACGUUUCAAUGUGUCGUGUAUAACACCUGGAAGUGUAGGUAACAAAAGAGUAUUUUCUGACACAGAAUCUGGUGAUUGGUAUAUGAAGUCCGAAAAUAGACUUGUUGCCGUAAACUGGGACAAUCGAAGACCAGUAAAAUUUCCAAAAUCGUAUUAUGAGAGUGCAAGUGAACUUGUUGAUAAAGAAGAGGAAAUAUUGAUAACGAGAAGGCAGGACGCCCUAAUUCCUCCCGACAGAGCCUUCAAAACAACCAUCAAAACACGCUACAGCGACCUAGAUUACAAUGACCAUCCCAACACUGCACAGUACUACCAGUUUUGUUGUGAUGCAGCAUCGAAAGCUUCUCGCUCCGGAUACUAUAGACACUAUACGUCCGACAUUGUGAACUAUCCUGUCAUGGAGACAGAAGCAACAUUUCUGGGUGGGUGUGGACCUGAGGAACAACUGGACAUUUACACCUGGCAGGACGAAUGCGACAUAACAAAGUUAUAUUUCGCAAUUUAUUUGAAGGAAGCAAGGAUAUUUCAAGCAUGUUUUGUCCUCGACAGUAAACUUUCGCAGGACAAGGUCUUGUCAAGUCUAUAGGAAUUUUCAACGACAUAUGUUUUACAUGUAUUUGCCAUCAAUGGUAACUACUAUAGAAAUAUUGAAUACGUACAAUUCCGUAGGAAGAUAUCGUUUUAAAUUUGUGCAUCUAAAUAUUCAUUUGUUUUUUAUACUCGAUAAAUGAAU